This is a messenger RNA of Seriola aureovittata, 4593 nucleotides long. RefSeq names its product calcitonin receptor-like 2 (gene calcrl2). The record is from RefSeq and is a predicted model, not a curated record. Gene Ontology annotation, cellular component: plasma membrane. The transcript is spliced from 13 exons. Gene Ontology annotation, molecular function: calcitonin gene-related peptide receptor activity; adrenomedullin receptor activity; calcitonin receptor activity. NCBI's taxonomy places the organism in Eukaryota, Metazoa, Chordata, Actinopteri, Carangiformes, Carangidae. Gene Ontology annotation, biological process: angiogenesis; cell surface receptor signaling pathway; adenylate cyclase-activating G protein-coupled receptor signaling pathway. Bases 83 to 1639 code for a protein of 518 amino acids.
CUUGCUGUAGCUGAGUGGUCCGGGUUGGUCAGUGUUGUCAGAGGGGCAGCAUGAGAUAUUUCUCUGCUCGGAUCAUGCAAACAUGGGGAUAUUUGGAGGAAAAAUCGAUUUGACAACUCACUCGGGGAAAAGAGACAUGUGGCGGACUCUAACUCUCUCACUGAUAGUUGCACUGGUUCUGGGCACAGAGCUGUCCCGGUCUGAGGAUGUGGGGUCCAUGGUGGCUGGCGAAAAGGCGGUGCAUGGGCAGCAGGAGAAUUUCAGCGACAUAUCCACUGUACUAGGAAAUUCCCGACACCAGAUUCUGGCUGCUCAGUUUGAAUGCUACCUGAAGAUAAUCAGCGAUCCACCACAUACAGAAGAAGGUACUUACUGUAAUCGUACGUGGGACGGCUGGCUGUGCUGGGGGGACUCUGCUCCAGGGACCGCAAUGCAGAUGUGUCCUGAGUACUUUCACGACUUUGACCCUGGUGAGAAGGUUACCAAAGUGUGUAAUCCUGACGGCCAGUGGUUCCAUCACCCAGAGAGCAACCGAAUCUGGACUAACUACACCCAGUGUCAAGCCUACACCAAAGACAAACUCAAGUUUGCCAUCAGCCUCUACUACCUGGCCAUGGUGGGUCAUGGUCUGUCUAUUGUCUCCCUGAUCAUCUGCGUCAUCAUCUUCUCCUACUUCAAGAGUCUUAGCUGCCAGAGAAUCUCCCUCCACAAGAACAUGUUUCUCUCCUUCAUCUUGAACUCCAUUGUUACUAUAAUGUGGCUCUCAGUCACUGUGGCCAAUAACCACACCAUAGAUGCCAACAACCCUGUGAGCUGUAAGGUCCUGGCUGUGCUGACUCAGUAUACAUCUACUUCCAGUUACUUCUGGAUGCUGUGUGAAGGCAUCUACCUCCACACGCUCAUCAUAGUGGCCGUGUUUGUCGGGGAACAGCAGCUCUUCUGGUACUACGUCCUGGGAUGGGGUUUUCCUAUCGUUCCUGCCUUGACGUAUGCUGUGGCUCGCGGGCUCUUCUAUAACGACAAAUGUUGGAUCAGCUCAAACACUCACCUGGUCUACAUCAUCCAUGGGCCCAUUCAAGCUGCUCUGGUUGUGAACCUUAUCUUUCUCCUGAACAUCGUCCGCGUUCUGAUCACCAAGCUGAAGGAAACCCACUGUGCCGAGUCCACGGCCUACAUGAAGGCAGUGAGAGCCACCCUCAUCCUUAUCCCUCUGCUGGGGGUCCAGUACAUCCUCUUCCCCUGGAGGCCGGAGGGACGCAUCAGCCGCGCCAUAUAUGAUUUCUUUGUAAAUAUCUUCUGCCACUUCCAGGGACUCCUGGUGGCAAUUAUAUUCUGUUUCUGCAAUGCUGAGGCCCAGGCGGCACUGCGGAGGAAAUGGGCUCAGCGGAAGUUCACCUGGGGUAAAGCCGGCUGGGGAGAAACACCCAUCUCUAGCAACCUCUUUAACUACCACACCAACUCCUCCAUCACCGAAACUAGCCGCGCCACAAUCAACUUGGAGAAGCCUGCUGCUGCGCCUUCUGAACUAAACAACCACUUCCUGUCCAAGUUGCAGGAGAAAGCCAACGGGCAGCAAAACAGUACUUGCAGCAAUGGGGAGGCAGACAUGCUCAACAAGCUGGAGACCACUGACAUCUGACUGGAUAAAGCACGGAGGGGACACAGAAGGACUGAGGCUUCAGGAAACAGAGAGGUUACAGGUAUAUGUUCAUAAUAAAGGCUAACAGGAUGGGCGUGUACCUAUGUAAAUAGUAGCUGAAGAGCACUUAAAAGGCAGGUGGUGUUCACACAUAUACACACACAUUUUUACAGCAACAUCUCCAGUUUUUGGAUUCGCAAGAACUGAUGAGGAAAUUAAUUUUAUGGUGUCAUCCUGUAAUCCUAGUAUCAUAAUGUUUUUGUCCUAGUUUUUAUAUUUCUUGUCAGAAUGGAGAAAGGGGCAAAUCCCGAACCUGACAUCUUGAUAUCACAGACGCAGAACUCUAUGUUUGUGUAAUCUGUUGCCUUAUGAAUCCUGUGCUCUACCCGUACACCACUGUGACCAAUGAAUGUCAUAGCCCACUGAUGUGAUCACACAUAUUUUACUUUUUCUACAUGCUUUUAUCUAAGAAAGAUAAUCAUACUCUGGCCCAUGGAAAGCCAGUAUCCACAUUUUGGUUUAGAGAGAGAAUCAUUGUUUUAACAGGAUGAAACACGACAAAAGCAGCAGAAUUAUAGUUCACAUUUUGAUUCAGAUUUCCUGUUGAAAUGUAACAGACAGAUGUAAAAUUUACUCUCAGUCUGAGGAAGUGUACAGUUGCCAAAGUGCUUAAAGUUUUGAACAUACACAGCAUUAGGGGCUCAUUUGUCUUGCAAAGGCCAAACGCAGUAAACACAAGACCAGAAUCUGACUUUUUGAUAUUGUUUCACAACAUAAUAAUAUAACAAUACUCCAUAGAAAUGCAUAGCUUCUGCUGAAAACAGAGUGUAACAGAAAACUGAGCUAAUAACCAAACUGUAGUAACUGCACAACACAGUAGCUAAACCAAAAGAGCUGCUGUAUAUCAAGCUAGCGCUAGUUGGUGAAAUAGCCACAACUAGCUUUAGCUAAAGCUAAAAUCUAUUUACUUAUUUUUAUCUGCUCUGUAAUUUAAAAAUAUAAUUUUUUGAUAAACUUAUACCUGGUAACUCAGUUAAUUAUUCCAUAUAGUUAAAUUAGACAGCAGCUAAAUCAUCAGUGAUGAAGAAAAAUAAACCCAGCUGAACUCCUGCUAAAGCUAACUGUGUUAGCAGAGCAGCAGUAGCAUCAUCUCAGCUUUUAGCUCUAGUGGGGUUAAGGUUUAACUUUAACAGUUGCCUAUUAUAAAACAGAAAUUUAAUGCCUACGAUCUACGGGCUGUAAAUAAUCAAAAUAAAGUUUAUUUUCUUAAACAAACAAGUUAAAAGGGACAAAGAAAAGCUAACAAGAAAGAACACCUGGCAAAAAUGAUCAAAAACGCUAACAGGAUCUAUGGCAAUAAAUCUUUUGGCUAACCUGAAAACCUUAACCCGUUUCUCUCAACUCCACUGCCUCUGUAGUUACGUUCUUUGUCUUUGUCGGCUCUAAUGUUGAAAACAGAAGUCAUAUUUCAGCUUUGGGUUGUAAAACUAAUUCUUGACAGGUUAAAUGUUAAGUUUGGACACUGAACAGAAGAAGCUACACAUUACCGCUGUAUAAAAGGUUUUUUGAAGUCACUAUGUUUGCUUACACAAAUCUUAACUUUGCUAAAAUGGUUAACUCAUUUUCAUGGCAAAUAAACAGACCUCAUCAUGUGAAUGUGGAAUUUACCAUGUUAAAAGGGAUUCAGAUUCGUACACAGCUCAUGUUGAAUAGGAGAUAGAACAGUGGAAACAGUGGCUGUACAUAACAGCUAAACAUGUAUGUAAACUAGUAUGUGGUUAAUUUUAAGCCUCAUAUGAUUCAAACCAAAGCUUUACCUCCUGGAACCAAAUUAUGUGCUGAACAUUAUGGAUAAUAACUCCCUCCAGUUCAAAGUAGGAGCUGUGCUUUGAGUACAGGAGAAUUACCAGUGCAGAGAUAAUGGAGCUCUGGGGUGAGGCAAUAAUUUCACUCAUGCUGAAUCUCAGUCAUUCUCCUCACUCACUCCAUUAACACCAAGGGUCGGGGUACUUUGGCAAAAACAUGGCACUCAUAGAGGAGAUUCAGAAACACUAUGCUGUGUGGAAUAAUGUACAUGAGCAGUGUGUGCACAGGUGCUUUUCACAAAUAGUCCCUCCUCCAACUUUGUUAUAACUUACAUUUUCACUUUGUAUUACGACAUUAAUUUUAUUGUAAUAUGACAGGAGAUCUGAAUCUUCUGAAACGAUUCUGUGAUGAAUAUAGCUUUUGCAGACACAACAAGACUGUGCCAAAUUAGUGUAUAGUGUUUUUUCUAUUUCUUAUUAACUGCACUUCAGUCAGCAUGGGAAGGAGACAAUUUCAAAGAUUUGUAAUGUGUUUAUUAUAAUAGUGUUCCUAUUGCCUUGUAAAGUUCUAUAUUAUUAUUAUUAUUUUUAUUGUACUGGCUGUUUUACUAUUUCUAAAUGCACAAAUACAGUUCACUGCCACUUCACUAAUUUAAUAGUUUUUUCAUUGCACAUGUACUGUGCUGUAUGCACACUGGCAGGCUACAGUACCAGCACCAUUUCAAUUUCCACUGGAAUACUGAGCAAGUCUUAUGUUUGAAAGUGAACUAGCAGCAAAUGUAUUUUGGUGUUUUUCCAGGAUGCAUCCACGCACAAUAUACUGGGAAUACAAAUGCUCCAGUGUGUAUACAGCAGGGUACACUGAUGCAUAAGGGGAAUAAACCACAAUUGUGGUAAGAAAACAGCUGAGUAUGAGGAGGCUCUGUUAGAGAGCGGUGGCUCUCCACUCAUUCUGCACAGGGUCCCCAACCCUGUACACUUCUGCCAAUCCUGCCCAGUAGAGAAACAGCUGUCAUGGACAUAUUUGCAAAGAAAUUCGAGGAACAUUCCAAUAAACCAUCAAAAGAAAUGUUAAAUUCAAGCAUAUUACUGUAUAUAUGUUUUUAACACUGCCAUUAACGUGUGGAAAUAAAGUUGUUUGAAUUUAAA